Messenger RNA from Durio zibethinus, 3386 nucleotides. RefSeq names its product ArfGap/RecO-like zinc finger domain-containing protein. Gene Ontology annotation, molecular function: GTPase activator activity. The record is from RefSeq and is a predicted model, not a curated record. NCBI's taxonomy places the organism in Eukaryota, Viridiplantae, Streptophyta, Magnoliopsida, Malvales, Malvaceae.
UUUAUUUUUCUAAUUUUCUCUUCUACUCUUUCAUCUUUUGAUUUUUUUAUUCACAAGCAAGGCCUUUUAGUUCUUCUGACCAGUGACUUCUCUCCUGAUGAUUUUUGGCUUGAAAGCCUAAACUUGUUUCCUGCGGCCGUGAAGGCCAAAAAUGUUAUAGUUAACUAUACCUUAGGUUACGCUCAAAAUAAAAAAAAAAGUACAUGUUGGUUUCUUUUUCCGAAUAAACUGCUGGUUUUUUUUUUUUUGGUAACACAGUGGCAAAAAUUGACAAAGGGGAAUCCGCCGUUUGACGCAAAAAGAUCUGACCUGAUUCUUUUGGUUAUGCUUUUUUAUUUGGCCAAUGCUUCUUUCUUGACGUUGAAAUAGAAAAUGCAACGAAACAUUGGUGGAUUAUUAUUUUAUAUGAAGCUUCUUUUUGUUUUACCCUUUAUUAAAUGAAAAAUCUCUAUAUCUAAUGGAUAGAAUAAUCAUCCAAAUAUUUUAACCUAAAAUGGCUCUACAAAAGCGGAAUCUGAGCCAACUUCUACGGCUCAAAACGGUCAUCUAACCUUUUUUCCCGGCAAAUUUCCCUGUCUCUUUCACACCUUUCUCUGUCUUUCUUUCUCUGUUUUAUCUCCAUUCUCAUUUACCUGCUUUCUCUGCCUAAUAAUUAUUCAUUUAUGCCUUCUGGUUUGUUUUCCUGAGAAAAGUUUAAAUAAGGUUGUUUUCUCAAUUUACCAAAUGAACUGAGCAUUAUCAUGUUGUUUUCUAUCAAAGCGAUUGUAUCUCGAAUGAUUUGGGAUUCUGAUUCUUUUUGGUUGAAGGAGGGAUAAAUUUUCUUUUUCUUUUUUUUUUUUUUUGAGAAAAUGGUGAAUAAGAAGAAGAUAAAGGAAGAUGAAAAAAUCGAGAGGACGAUUCGGGCUCUUCUCAAACUUCCCGAGAAUAAACGAUGCAUCAAUUGCAAUCUUUUGGGUCCCCAAUACGUUUGUACCACCUUCUUGACUUUUGUUUGCACCACUUGUAGUGGAAUACAUAGGGAAUUCACUCAUAGGGUGAAAUCUGUAUCAAUGGCUAAAUUUAGUGAAGAAGAAGUGAGUGCUCUUCAAGCAGCAGGAAAUGAGCGGGCUAGACAAAUUUACUUCAAAGCAUGGGAUCCUCAACGUCAUUCUUUUCCUGACGCCAGUAAUCUUCAUAGGCUCCGAGAUUUCAUCAAGCAUGUCUAUGUGGAUAGGAAAUACACUGGUGAGAGGAGUGACAGGCUUCCAAAUCUGAGAUUGGUACACAGGGCAGAUUCCUCUGAAAGCAAGAAGGUCAGUGUGUUUAGUGGUAGAUCCAAAAGUCCACUUUAUGAAGAUAGACAUGAAUGGAGUUCUAAUGAAGGAUCUAGUACUGCUGGAAGAAGUGAUACUGUUAGGGGUGUCUAUAAUGAGACAAGAAGUCCGCGAUACGCCCAAGAAAAUUCAAGAUAUGGAGGUUCCCGUAGAAACCCUGUGUGCAUUGAGAUUGUUGAUAACAGGAUCCGAUAUGAUGGUUCUGGAAGUGUGAGGCAAAAAGAUAAUCACAGCUUUUCGCAUAGAGAACCUGCGACACGAAGCGGGUUAUCUGACCACCAAAUAGAUCGGUCUAGGUCUCUAGUGGUGCACCCAGUUAGAGAUAUUUUGGGGGAGAAUGCUCCUGCUCUACAGGUGGGUGAAUAUUCAAAAGAAAAAGCUGGAAGGGAUCCUGAUGGUUCUGCUAAAAACCAGAAGAUGGCGUCAUCUGGUGACAUGGAAAGUUUGAUUGAUUUCAGUAUGGAUUCUGAGCCCUCUAAUGCUGUGGCAGCACCAAAUAUGCAGCAAGUGCCUCCAUCAAGUGAUGGUGGUAACCAGUCUUCAGAUGAACUCUCUUCAAAUGGAAAAGCACCUCCUGCCACCAAUGUGAAUGCUUUGGAAUUUUUACUAUUUGAUCUGUCAGCUCCAUCUGUGGUAGCUGUUGAUAAUGCCUCUGCAGUACCAGGCACAGCAGGUGCUCCAUCAACUGCAUCUGGACAGAACAUUUCAUUAGACAGUGUCUCUCUAUCAGCACCUACAGAACAGUUUUUUGCAUUGACAAGUACCGUUGGUUCUUCAACAGUUCCACUGGUUAUAAAUAUCCCACAAAAACCUUCCAAUGUGAGCCCUCUUCAAGGCUCAACUGAUAUUAAUAGCGAUUACACUGUCAAAGCUCCUGAGAGGCAUGUCUUUCCCAUCGUGCAAAAACAUCAGUCUUCUAUGUUCUCUGCUUCUGAUAAUAGCUUUUCUGCACAACGAAGUACUAGAACAGUUGAAGCAUUGAAUAGCCAGCAUGGUACUUCACCGUUGAUGCAUAAUCCUAAAGAAUCUUCCAAUGUAACUACUGAACAAUCAUCUCAAGCCAACUCAAAAUCAGCUGAAGAAACAAGUUCUGAAGUUGGAGUGCAGCCUCUUUCAGCAGAAACAAAGUCUACUGGAAGAAAGGAACUUCCAGAGGAUCUCUUUACUGCAAGCUAUAUGUCAGCCCCUGCAGCAGUUUUGGGUUGGCAAAAUGGUCCACCACAUGGAACGGGAUUUGGCUUGCAGUAUUAUCCUAAUGCAAUGCAUGAUGCAGCAUUUCCAAGCAGUGCAAAGGCAAAUCCAUUUGAUCUUAACAGUGAAACGACUCCAGCUCAAGCCCCUUCAUUUCCCUCAAUGGCAUCUUUGCUAGGAGCCCUCACUAGCGUCCAAGAUUCUACUGGCUUGUCUCAUACACCCAGUGUUGAUUCCCAUUCUUCAGGAAUGGCAUCUCAGUCAUCAUAUCUUGCAUCUUUGAUGACUCCAAAGUCACCUUUCACAUCGUCUAUGCCUUCUAGUGCGUACGUGGGAGAUCAAUCACGCAUUGGUGUGCCACCUUCGAGACCACAAGGAAUUGGUGGCUUCGGCAGUGAUGAAUUUACUUCGGGCUCCUUAAAUACAACUCAGAGACCUAAAGGAGGACACUCAGCAUCUAAUCCUCCAACCUCUUUUCAUACGACGGGGGCAAAUCCAUUUGGAUAAAGGAAUAAAAAGACCUAGUCCUACUUCCAUUUUUUUUGCUUUGAGCGUCCAAAAAUCCAAAACAAAAGUCAGGCUCUUUUUCUAGUUGAAAAAUCGACAACAAAGGCUGCAGACUGAUGAUGAUGUCUUCUGACUUCUGUAUCUUUGACUGAGAGAACUACAGUAUCAAAGAUCUGAAAGACGCAUGAAAUGGACCAUUCUGGACCAAGAUGUACAUUCUCAAGACUAAUCCUUCAUGUAAAUUUCUCAUUGCCAUUACUUCUUUCAUUUCUUCUUGCUUGGUUUGAUCCCCCUCCUUUUCCUUUUCUUCAGGCAAUUUAUCUGAUGUAGUCACCAUUUUGUAUACAUAUCACCUGAAUUCCAAAAAUGUUAAUA